AUGGAAUCCACUGCAUCCCAACUACGCAGUCGGAGAUGGACGCGGGACUCCUACCUCAUCUCCACCGACACCAGCCUCGUUCCUAUCCCCGAGCUUAAUGCAGCUUUCGCUUCUGAGGAGUUCUACUGGGGGAAGCCGCUUCCCGCACCAGUCAUGAGAGAGACUCUCCAGAACUCGCUCUGUUUCGCUCUCUAUGAUAUCAAAAGCCAUCCCGUCAAAGAAGCCAAGACGCUUCUCAGAGCACAAGCCGCCAGCUCAGACGAGGUCUCAACCCCAAAGGCCGAAAACGCACCAACACUGCUCGGCUUCGGCCGCAUCAUCACCGACUACACCACCAUCGCAUUCGUAACGGAUGUUUGGGUUCAUCCUUCGACGCAGGGAAAGGGCCUGGGCACUUGGUUGGUGCAGUGCUUGCAAGAGGUGAUUGAGUCGAUGCCGCACCUGCGCAGGAGCAUGCUGCUCACGGGUAGCUGGGACAAGUCGGUGCCGUUCUACCAAAAGUUGAUGAAGAUGGACUUGAUGAAUGAGAACACCGGGAAGAAUGAGCUUGCUGUUAUGACUAUGAUAUGGAAGGGAAACGGCCAUUGGGUUGAGCCGGAGGCGUAA
This is a messenger RNA of Colletotrichum chrysophilum, 606 nucleotides long. RefSeq lists its product as uncharacterized. Lineage: Eukaryota; Fungi; Ascomycota; Sordariomycetes; Glomerellales; Glomerellaceae. Bases 1 to 606 code for a protein of 201 amino acids. Gene Ontology annotation, molecular function: acyltransferase activity, transferring groups other than amino-acyl groups. The transcript has a single exon. The record is from RefSeq and is a predicted model, not a curated record.